Molecule: messenger RNA, 1263 nt
Organism: Atta colombica
Lineage: Eukaryota; Metazoa; Arthropoda; Insecta; Hymenoptera; Formicidae
Exons: 1
Coding region: 1-1263 (420 amino acids)
Source: RefSeq, a predicted model, not a curated record
AUGAAAUUCACAUUAAGCCUAUUUGCCAUUUUGGCCAUUAUCGGACUGGGACAAACUCAUCAGUUCCCGAAUUUCGGUACAGGUCUUCUUCAUGAGGAUUUACAAGACAUUCUAGAUUUAGUUCCUCUAGAAAAAAUUAUCGAUGAUAUUGUGUACUAUGUGAUGCAUGAUAAUGAAAUACAAGAGAUAUUUAAUGACUUUCAUCAAAAUACACCUAUAAUCAAACGCAUGCUGAUAGACAUUCAAACUAUUCCUGAAGUACUCAGGCUACUUAUGUAUCUGCAUAAUGAAGGCAUCAAUAUUUUUCACGUAAUAAACAUGAUUAACCAAGCACAUGAUAUUAAGGAACUCGUACCAUCCAGCUCUCAAACGUAUUCUAUAACGAGAAAGACAACUGGCGGACUCCGCGGAUUGAUCAAUGAAAUCAAGAAACACAUUGAUUAUGAUGUCUUUAUUAGCAUAUUCGCGGAUAAAUUAAAAACCUCUACAGCCUUUGUCAACUUCAUUAACCAACUUAAAUCCAACAAUUUCCAACAGAUUGUUAACAAAAUUUAUAAAAUUGAGACCUUCCAGUUAAUCCUAAACUAUCUUGAGGUUAAAUCAGUGAGUUUAAAAAUUGUGGAAGAUAUCAUGUAUCUCGUUCUCGGCAUCAAAGUACCAAGUCUUCCUUCUAAAACGAUAAUAGAAGAACUAAAAGAUUUCAUCCAUCUUAUUCCGAUAGAAAAGUUUUUCAAUAUAAUAAUCCAGUAUGUAAAUGAAGAUGAAAAAGUACAGAAAGCUGCACUGUUCAUAUUCACAAUUGAGUUCCACGAUCUGCUGCGUGCUCUCGAAGCUCUUAAGGAAUAUCAAGCAUUCGUGGUAUAUUUAGAAAAGGCUGGGCUCCCUGUUAUUGAAUCUAUUCAAGCAUUACAUCAUGCUAUCGGCAUGGAAAAAUAUAUGCCAUCCAAAAUAAAGAAUCUUUUUAUGUCUCUAAGUAAGAUACAGAAUAUCGGUGAUGGAAUGGAAGGACUGUUCAAGGAUCUUUAUGAUGUAUUACCUUUGGACGAAAUUGAUGCUCUUUACAUAAAAAAGUUAAAAACUUCCAAAGUCUUCACUGAUUUCAUCACAAAGAUUACGUCCAAAGAAAUGAAGGAAAUCAUCAAGAAUCUAAUCGCUCAUGAGACCUAUAAGUUGUUUAUCAUGAAAACUAAUGAAGUGGGAUUGGAUGUGAAAGGAUUAACAAAUUUUAGCAACAGAAUAAUUGGCCUUAAAUCCCUAUAUUAA